Danaus chrysippus (African queen) is the source of this 5292-nucleotide messenger RNA. NCBI's taxonomy places the organism in Eukaryota, Metazoa, Arthropoda, Insecta, Lepidoptera, Nymphalidae. The record is from the annotation of a GenBank genome assembly.
AUGUUGAUAAAUAGGAAACAAGAAGGUGGGGGAGGGGGGGUCGUUAAGAACGAGGGACCACAAGCAGUUGGUGAGGGCAACUCUCACGAGUACCAGACAGCGAAUGAACUGUAUGAAAUACUUGCUAAAAGUCAUCCCUUCAAUCCUAACGAUAAAGCAUCACUAACUACUAGAGAUCUAGUUAUUCUUUACAAAAAUAUUGACAUUGGCACAAAGUUGUUAUCCGAUAAUAACAAUGGCUUUAGUAAAAGGAAACCAAAUCAGUACGUAGAAUCUGUAGUAUAUAACGACGAACACGACUCUGAUGGGUCUGAACUGAGCGAGGUGUACAGUAACGAGGAUGUGAGCAACGUGUUCAAGAUAAACGAUGAGAGAAUCAACUUCUUCAACAACAUGACGACCUGCGAUAACACGUUGUGUCAAAAACUUGGUAACAUAAACAUGGAGUCUAAACUUUCAACGGAAUACGAUAAACAUUUUUUGUUCAACGACCCGUAUAUCAAAGAACAAUUGAAAAGUUUUCGUGAAAUUUCAAAAUCUAAGCAUUCUGAUAGUUCGGUCCUGACGACAUCUCUGUUGGAUUAUAUUUGUUGCAGAAGAAUGGACGAGAAUUAUAAUUUUUACAUGGACAACGUUAUACAUUAUGUGAAGCAUAUCAUAGAGCAGUUAACCCGCAUCAGUAACGGUGAUUACUUAACCGAUAGAGUGAAGGAGAAGUGGAAAGAGGUCAGUGAUGAUCCACGAAAUGAGAGACAAAUGUCGAUACUGAAAACUACAAAUAGUAUUCAGUUGCAACGAGAUGAGUUCAAGGGAGUUAAGAGUGUGUGGGAUGAUAUGGUGCAUUCAGAGAUCGACGUCAGAUCCUUGUCCAAGAUUUUAGAGAAAAAGAUUGUUGUAGAAGUGCCUAAACUGUUAAACGGUUCCUUCAAAUUGUUUACUAAAUGCUACAAAAAUAAACUAUUUAUAAGAUGCAAAAAAGAUAAACAGAUAACAAAUAAAGAAAAGAAAGAAGAUUCGCAAUUAGAUGUUGUGUUAAAACUAAAACGUUCAGGAACAGGACAUGUCAUAAGUAAAAUUGAUUCUAUUAUGAUAUUAAAGACGCUUCCUGCUCCGGUUUUAGUGCCAGAUAUCCCGAAAAAAAUGGUCACUUUGCAAAUUGACAAUAUCAGUGGCAAAGACGAAGUUGGAGACAAAGAUAUUAGUGUGGUUGAGGUGGCAGAAGAUAAAGACAGCCCAGAAGAAAACAUACCACCUUAUGAUGGUACAAGAAAAGAAAUUAAAAAGCCUGCCAGCGAGGACUCGAAUUAUGAAAUUUCGAACUUACUGAAUGAGAGUGGCGAUAGUUGCAAUACAAUCAAUACCACAAUCUACAAUGAAAAACCAGGAGCAAAAUUUAAUCUAAUAUGUCCGGAUGAGAUACAUUGUCCGAUGCAAAGAUUUAAUACGCAACUACCGGUUCUGGAAGAAGUUGAUGAUACGUCAACGAAGAGAAAGAAAUCUCCUACAAAAAUUAGAAUAAAAUCGCCCUAUGAAAAUAAAUCCUUCGUGUUGGAGGAGAGAAAACGAAAUAAACUGUUGGAAAUUAGAGAAAAACGUGAAAAGAAAAAAAUGGCGAUUAAUGAUAACUGUAAAAUAAUAAAACAUAGAUACGGAAAAGGUGCCAUAAUGCCACAGUCUGCGAGCUCUGUCACUAAACUAUCGAUUACAAACAAAUCAUUCUAUAAUUCAAUUUACGGUCAAACAUUGAAUACAGAUACUAAGAUUUUCAAAAAAGGUAAGACAGGAAGGGACGGCAGCUUGUCUACACUCGACUUUCAAACGGGAGAAGAAGAAGUUAAGAGAGGCCCCCUGACACCAGAACGAAAUAAUCAGAAAUAUAUAAAUCGAAGUUAUUACUUGGACGACGCGGAGACCGAAGUGAUGUACAUGCAGAUGAAAAAGAAAUGUAUCCCUGAAGAAGCUCAGGGAACUUCUACAUCUUCCACCUCUCAUCAAUCUAAUGAGGCUCCGGAAAAUUUAGUUUUAUUUCAGCAGUUUAUGAAUCAUUCGGCAACAGAAUUUAGUGGCACUGACACCUUCUCCAGUAUACAGCCAAAUGUCAUAAUUGAAGAGGACUUAAACAAUGCAAAUUGCAAAGAACACAGUCACAUAUCAAUAAAAAGUACAAAUUUUACUGUACCCACCAAUACGCCAAAGGAACAGAAAGAUAAAAACGAUGAUGAAAAUAUUCCGGUAUCUCUACAAUGUAGAAAGAGUAUAGAGAAAGUUUAUAACUUGAUAAAGGAACUAAGCAAUACUGACACUUCAAAUGCUAUGGAAAGAAGCAAGUCAAAGGUUGACAUUCAUAACAAGUUAACUGUGAAGAUUAGUUCAACUGUUCAAAAUAGCGAUAGUGGAACAUCGAUCAAACAUCAGCUUACGUCGUCCAGCCCCAGCAGUUUCAGUUUUGAUAAGGCUAAUGUCGAUAAAAAUAAUGGUGAAGUUGAUACCAAUAAAAGUCCGGUCGUGAAAGUAGACCAAACUAUUGUACCGAAGAUUAUAAUAAGUUCGAAGGUUCAGACGGGGAAGGUGGAGAGAGAGAAACUGAGAAAAGAAUCUAAAAGACCUCAACCCGAAGUACCUAGAAACCCCUUAAAAGCUAUAUCUCAAUUACUUCAUGAAUUUGAUCAUGUUCAAAAGACAAGAUACAAAAGUGGUCAAGAAACAAAAUCGCAUAGGAGAUUUGAGACAACAUCGGAUGGAAAAACUAGUUUUCGGCAAUUUCGUAAACCCUUAUAUCAAGAACAUCCAAAAAGUAACGAUCCCGUACUAACAAAAUGUUUGACUCCUACUGAAAGACGAGCACGUUACAGUCCAGGAAAGGAAAUGGUUAAAACAACGUUCAACCAUACCCCAGUGGAAGAAAAGAGUAAUAAAAAGAAAUUAACUGAUUACAUAGACGAAGUCAAAGAAUUAAAUGGGGAGGCUGUACGUGGACCUCCGAAACGAACAUCGAGGCUGAACAGUUUGGCUCAACCGAAGAAGUCUUACGUACAGGCGCAUCAUGAAGAAUAUCAAAGUCGAUAUGGUAGAAAUAUUGUAUCUGAUAGAUUGCAAAAACUAGCUUCUGCACCUAUUCAAGAAAGAAAUGUAGGAACCACGAAUUACAAAGGUAGGCAGAGAAGAGGUUCGGACACUACGACUGCUACGAGCAAACUUAACACCGGACCUUGUUUAGGUGCAAAAUCUAGACGGUCAGCCAGUAGUAGUCCGGACCGCACGGGGAAACGAUCACCCGUGCUCAUCUCACCAUCCUAUAAUUACAGUAAUGUUCCUGAAACAUCAGAGCCAAUAAGGAAAAAAAUGGUAGCUGUAGAGUCAUACGUAAAAAGCCAUUUUGGAAAUGUUUCAUCAGGCCGGGAGCAGAGCGAGGAUCAGAUUCGCAAGUCUAGAGUACCAUUGUUACCGACAGACUUUGAUAUUGCGUCUAUGACAUCAUCUCCAGCAGCAGAUGAAUCGACAGCACUUGGAAAGAAAUUACACUCUAUUAUCGAUUCCAUGAUCUCGAAUCCACCAGCAUUAACUGCACUAGUGGAAUGUAACGAAUCCUCUCUGAAAUUGGAUAAAGAUAUUGAAGGAAUGUCAGCAGGAACAUCCUCCAAGUGUGAGGAAAUCGUGUCAUGUUCAGAUUAUCCCGUGGACGUGUUUGAAGACAGGAAUAUUGUUACGGCUGUGGAAAGCUUCUUAAACAACAAGGACGAUGAAAUGUUGGAGAACGAAGCGAACAAUAAUUAUGAAAAAGACGAUAUUGGCAACUUUAGUUCCAAAAAAGAGAUACAAAUGUUAGAAAACGCUUUGUAUAAGCAGUUAUCAAACGGAUCCUUUCAGAAACGUUUACGAAAUAAAAAUCUAACUCUGACUCCAAAACAAUCUUUACAACAAGUUUUUGUUUUACAAUCUGGUGAUUCCCGAUCUAUGGUAAAGACGACUCUUUCGCAGAAAAUAGAAAUGACAAAAACGGAGACGCUUUCAGAAGUUGCUUUGUUGCCCGAACUUUCGAAGUCUUGUAUUGGAUGGGAGUUCACGCAGUUCCCAAUACAAAUAGCUACAGUAGGAUACGCAUUUACUAAUAUACAACCUGUUAAAUGUACUUCAACGCCAAAGUUUAAACCAGUUGUCGACAAUGUUAAGAAAUGUGAAGAACAUUAUACUACAUGCACUUCGACAUCUACCAAAUCUUUACAAUGUUCUCAAGAUAAUCAAAUACAACGACCGGAGACUAUUCAGCCAAAGAUGAGAAACAGCCCACAACAUGAUGACGAUAAUAAAAAGGAAGAAAUGAGUUUAGAACACGAUGUUAAAACAAUAUCUGUUACAAAAGAACCUCAUGAUAUGAAUGAAAACAAAAAAGGAAUUUGUAAUAACGAAAUUGUUAAAGAAAACGAAAAAGUUGAUAGUAUCGGACAUUCGAGCUCGUUGGAUAUUUUAGUCGGUCUUUUGAAUGAAAUAAAAAAGAUUUCUUCUUGCCAAGCAAAUAUGGUCAGUCUUGAAAACAAAUUUGAUGUCGAUCUUGAGAAGAAAGAAUUGGAAAUAAUAUUAAACAAAGCUGCUGAACAAGAAGCUUUUACUGAUCCAGAACUGAGAAAGAUUAUUUCUAGAACUACUCUUCAGAAUUUAGAACAUCUUGGACUCAAAGCUAGCGAAUACUCUAUAGUAUCAUGCCGUGACAACAUACUAAAAGUAGACAAACGAAUUGCUAGUUCGGAUAUAAAUUUAUCUUAUUUUAAUAAAACUUUGACUGUUGAUAAGGAAAUUAACGUGAAUAUAUUUGAAAAACACUGGGUACACAGAUGUACGGACAUGUCUCAAAUUUUCCCAACUACGGUAAACCAUAGCACUAACGUUACGGAGUCUCUGAUGGAUAUUAUUAAAAAAUCCUCAAAUGAUUCCAUGGACUUAUUUAAGGAUUGCCAAACCUUCAAAACUACUUUCACUGAAAAUUUUAAUUCCCAAAUCCUUGCAGAAGAUUCUAGAAAAUCCGUAUAUUCGAUGACAUGUCGAGAACAGUGUUUUAAGGAUUGUGAAAAAGAAAACUCUGUAGGAAGUAGUGAUUUAAAAUCAGUAGAAUUGGUGCCGAAAAAAUCAUCUAAAGUUUAUAAAAAAAUUAGAAAGAUGUUGCCAAAAGACAACAACAUGAUUAUAACAGAUCUUGACCCAUUGCUCAAAAUGAAAAGAGACAUUUUAGUGACAGUAUAUUCAAUCCUGGUUUUUACUGUGUUCGCGGCUUUAUCUUUUCCUCAAUUUGCGUAUUAG